Pseudophryne corroboree (corroboree frog) is the source of this 2494-nucleotide messenger RNA. It is a transcript of the gene SLC29A1, whose product is annotated as solute carrier family 29 member 1 (Augustine blood group). NCBI's taxonomy places the organism in Eukaryota, Metazoa, Chordata, Amphibia, Anura, Myobatrachidae. The record is from RefSeq and is a predicted model, not a curated record. Gene Ontology annotation, molecular function: nucleoside transmembrane transporter activity. Gene Ontology annotation, biological process: nucleoside transmembrane transport; uridine transmembrane transport. The transcript has 13 exons. The coding region runs from base 528 to 1907 and encodes 459 amino acids. Gene Ontology annotation, cellular component: plasma membrane.
UGCUGUCACUCCCGGGCCUCCUCAAACUGUAACGCUGCAGCAGCCUGGACAUAAUGGCUGCUGGACGUGCGGAGCUCCCAGGCUGCAGCGUUGCGCUCCCCGUCCAGCCUCUGCCCCGUGGACAGUGUGUCACUGCAACGGAGGUGUUUUAUUAUGUCCGCGGCCGCUGCAGUUCAUGAUGCUGGCCCUUCCAGUGUGUGCAGCGCUGGAAGGACAGGGUGCACUCUCCUUCCCGGGUCUCUUCUAGCCGCAGCUUCGCAGGCUGCUGGGCGUGCUGAGCUCCUGGGCUGCGGCGUCGCUCUCCCCAGCCAGCCUCCAUCCCGGGGACACUGUGGCCCUGAUGCUGGGGAACGAGACCAGCUUCUUGGAGGCCUGGUUAAGGAUAGCCAAGCUGGGGAUGGUCGCUGCCUCAACUAUGUCUGGACACUGGAGAGGGCCCCUGGUGCACUGCCUGGGGGCCAGUUGCCUCAUCACCAGCCCAGAAUAUUAAUUCCUGGCUGGAAUUAGGAGCAACACUCUGACUGACCAUGACUAACCCACCUCAGGACAAGUACAAAGCUGUCUGGCUAAUAUUCUUCAUGCUUGGACUCGGCACCCUGCUACCGUGGAAUUUUUUCAUGACUGCAACAAUGUAUUUCACCAGCCGCCUAGCCGAGACUGAUAACGGGGCGCUGCCUGAAGAUCGCAUUGGUGGAAAUAAGAGUCUGUUUAUGCUAUCUACACCCGCCAAUGACUUCACCUCAUUCAUAAAUGACACGGACGCCAGAGCUCUAGAGCCUCCACGGACCCUACUACAGAGCAAGUUCAACAAUGUCAUGACGCUGUGUGCCAUGCUGCCUCUCUUGAUCUUCACAUACGUGAACUCUGUCCUGCACCGCAGGAUCUCUCAGAAUAUACGAAUUGCCGGCAGCCUGGCGGCUAUUUUCCUGGUCUUCCUGCUGACAGCCAUAUUUGUGAAGAUUAGUUUCUCGCCAGUCACUUUCUUCAUCGUAACCAUGAUCAAAAUCGUCUUCAUCAACUCGUUUGGAGCUCUCCUCCAGGGCAGUCUGUUUGGAUUGGCCGCACUCUUCCCAGCCAGCUACACGGCCCCGAUAAUGAGCGGUCAGGGUCUUGCUGGGACAUUUGCUGCUUUCUCUAUGAUCUGUGCUUUGGCCAGUGGUUCCUCGCUCGAAGACAGUGCAUUUGGCUAUUUUAUCACAGCCUGUGUUGUCAUUUUACUGGCUCUCUUGUCUUACCUGGCACUUGGCAAACUGGAAUUCUACCACUUUUACACUGUGGAAAACCUGAAGACCAGCACCACUAGCAAUGCACAGACCAGCGUGGAGCUGAAGAAAGAUCUUUUAGAAAAGGGUGGAGACGGGCAGAACACUGAACAGUCUAUUCUCCACAUCCUAAAGAAGAUUUGGGUAUUGGCCCUGUCUGUCUGCCUGGUGUUCACAGUCACCAUUGGGAUAUUCCCUUCUGUUACCGCAGACGUGAAAUCCACCAUUGCUGGCAAGUCUGAGUGGGGAAAAUACUUCAUUCCAGUCUCAUGCUUUCUACUUUUCAACCUGUUUGACUGGGCCGGCAGGAGCCUCACCGCUCUCGUCAUGUGGCCUGGAAAGGACAGUAAGCUGUUGCCGAUUAUGGUGGCUGCUCGGGUGAUCUUCCUGCCCCUCUUCAUGCUCUGUAAUGUGGUGCCCCGCAACUACAUGCCAGUUUUACUAGCACACGAUGCCUGGUAUAUUUGCAUCAUGGUGGUGUUCGCGAUAUCCAACGGCUACCUGGCCAGUCUCUGCAUGUGCUUUGGUCCCAAGAAAGUUAAUGUACAAGAGGCUGAAACCGGUGGCGCUAUAAUGGCAUUCUUCCUGACGCUGGGCCUGGCUCUCGGAGCAGCAUUUUCCUUCCUUUUGAGGAUUCUGGUCUGAUUUUCCUGAAACCUGGUGUCUAGCGCUACCUCGUGUGUAAUCAAUGCACCCAAUGCAUAGUGAAAACGAAGCCAUCAGUAUUACAGCGCGUUUCGCUCAGGAUCUGAUAAAUAUAGCCUUUCCUGUAUCACAGCAUCAUUCCCUGAGGUUCUGAUAUCAGUUUGUCCCAUGCCUCCUCCUGCCUGGGCUAUAUCCUGCUCCACCAGCAUCGGGGCCCAUCUCGUAAAGGGGCCCCUAAUUACGGAAUGCCGUAUAGCAUUGACUGUAAAUCUUAUCCAUUAUUUUACGUGGGUGAUUUUACCAUUAACGCGCCAGAGACUAUUCUUGCAGUAAUUCCCCAUGUGACAACAGAAGAAUGGCAAUGUGAGUGACUGCCACAAUGUUACGUGACAAGAUGGCGGUUGCUUAGUCAGGUUGUGUGUUAUUAUUGUAUGACUGAUUCAUUCUUUUCUUUCCAGGUUACUGGAUUAUAGUUUACAGCUCUGAGUGUUAUAUUUGUGCAGAUUUCUAUGUAUUAAUCUCUGGAAUUAUUUACUUUUUUUUUUUUUUUUACUUCAUAGUAAAAUCUGUUUAAAACUUUUGUUCAA